CUCAGAUAGUCAGCAUCUCUCAUUCUGAAUCCACGGUGAAACAUUUGAAAUAAACCAUGGGUGUGAGAGGACUCACAAGUUACAUUGAAGGAAAUAAGAAACAGUUUUAUGAGGAACGAAAGCUAAAAAACACCAAACUUGUAAUUGAUGGAAACAGCUUGCUCUGCAACUUUCACGUCAAAUCAGGCUUGGACCAGCGGCACGGGGGAGACUAUGAAUCCUUCGCAAACAUCAUCCAACAAUUCUUUGAUGCCCUUACCACCUGCAACAUAGAGCCCUUUGUCGUGAUGGAUGGGGCGAUUGAUUACAGUGGCAAGAAAUUUCCAACACUAAAAGAGCGAGUCCAGGGCAGGAUCGAGUUGGCUAGCAAGAUGUCAAGUGGGAAGGCAAGGCAGUCCCAAGUUUCUCCCUUCACACUCCUCUCCAGAGCGGUCUUCAGACAGAAGCUGUCCAGCCUUAAUGUCCCCUUUAUCUACUGCAUGUUUGAGGCUGACCAAGAGGUUGCCUGCUUGGCCAAUAAGUGGAACUGUGCAGUGCUAAGCAAGGACAGUGAUUUCUAUAUCUUCGACUUGAAGGGUGGGUACCUCCCAUACGAGUUUUUCGAGUGGCACAACAUCAGCAUGUGCCAGGAGACCAAGGAAAGGUACAUUCCAGUCUCCCAUUUCUCCAUCAACAAUUUCUGUGCCUGCUUCAAUAACAUGAACAAAGAGCUGCUCCCUCUCUUUGCGGUGAUUGUUGGCAAUGACUACACCAGCCCAAGGUCCAUGGAUGCGUUUUUCAGCCGGGUUAACUUCUCGCAAGUGGCCCAGCCUGCACACUGGUGGAUGCACGCCCGCAUUGAUGGCCUGCUCCAUUGGCUGUCCCAAUUCCCUGGGCCGGAGGAAGCGAUGGAUGAAGUUCUUGUCCGAGACAGUGCCCAGGAUAUCACUCAGGAUAUAAUCUCCGGAAUGCAGGAGUACAAAGUCUCCCACAGCAACCUGGCGCAGUACUUCAUGCACGGAGCUUCAGUGGACAACCUGGCAAAAUACUACACACCAGCCAACCUCCCGGAGCCUGUGAGACACUUGCCCGAAUGGCUCCUGGAUAGACUGUCCAGGGGCCACUUGCCCUCUUUCAUUCUUGAUGUCCUGGUGCUGCAGAAAACCAUACUGGGAGUGCAGGUGGAGAACUGCCAGCUUCCCAGCAGCCACACAACCUCCCUGCCAAUCCGCCAGGUCUUCUAUGGCCUGCUUCUGGAUGGGAAUAGGAAGCUUCUCCAGGGGCAAGGCAGCGAGCAGGGAGAGACCACAAAUCCAACCGAGGGCAGCCCGCUUUACCAUGUGCAGGAGUUUGACAGGCAGGGUCUCAAAUUCCAGGGAGCCUCCAUUGACGCCAUUCUUCCAAGUGGGAUCCAGCAGCUGCCUCUGGAGAAACUGAAUGAGGUUCUCCUGGAGACUCUGGGAGCAGACGAGUCCAUUACUAUAGCCGAUCGCCCCCACCUCAAUUUACCUGUGUGUGUUACCUGCUACUGGCUAAGCAGCUCCAAGCCCAAACCUAACCUGCAGAUGGUCCAGGCUCUGCUGCUGGGCAUUGUGUAUGGAGAACUCUGCAGACUUGGAGGCAGCCAGAGAGGCCCAGCGGCUGAGUACCCAGGCGUGAGGGCAGUCUGUAAUAGGCUGGGCAGGCUACGGGUCAGAGCGAAUGAGAGGAGAGGGCCUGAUUUGGAUGUGGCCCAUGCUUACAGCCAGUGGCAGUCCUGCCUGUGGAUGAGCAUCUACCUGAACCAGCUGCUCUGCUGUCCACUUCCAGAGCCAGAGUGUGCCUGGCUGUACAGUGGGACAUUCGUGCACGGUGCUGUGGUGGAGAUGAAGUGGGGCAGUACCCCAGAGGACCUGCUGAUGGGAGCCCCCUUUCCUGCACAGCUCUACAGGGACAUCCAAGUGGCGGUGCAGCGCUCUGUGGGUGCUGACUUUUUCAGACCCCCGUCCAGGAAGUGGGUGAAUGCCAGCUUGGACCAGCGGCACGGGGGAGACUAUGAAUCCUUCGCAAACAUCAUCCAACAAUUCUUUGAGACCCUUACCACCUGCAACAUAAAGCCCUUUGUCGUGAUGGAUGGGGCGAUUGAUUACAGUGGCAAGAAAUUUCCAACACUAAAAGAGCGAGCCCAGGGCAGGGUCGAGGAUGCUGGCAAGAUAUCAACUGGGAAGUCAAAGCAGUCCCAAGUUUCUCCCUUCACACUCCUCUCCAGAACGGUCUUCAGACAGAAGCUGGCCAGCCUUAAUGUCCCCUUUAUCCACUGCAUGUUUGAGGCUGACCAAGAGAUUGCCUGCUUGGCCAAUGAGUGGAACUGCGCAGUGCUAAGCAAGGACAGUGAUUUCUAUAUCUUCGACUUGAAGGGUGGGAGGGUUCUCCUGGAGACUCUGGGAGCAGACGAGUCCAUUACUAUAGCCGAUCGCCCCCACCUCAAUUUACCUGUGUGUGUUACCUGCUACUGGCUAAGCAGCUCCAAGCCCAAACCUAACCUUCAGAUGGUCCAGGCUCUGCUGCUGGGCAUUGUGUAUGGAGAACUCUGCAGACUUGGAGGCAGCCAGAGAGACCAGCUGCGAGAUCAGUUCGUCUUCGGCAUUUCCAGCAAGGAACUGCGCCGAAAACUACUGAACGCAGCCAGUGAUAACGAAUUAACGUGGCCGAAAAUGAUCCAGAUAACAAAUAACUUCGAGUGCACCAGCAUUGGCUUGCAGUCCAUCCAGAGGGGACCGUCAUCACCGCACCUACGAGCUGACCAUGUAGGCCUGCAGCAACGGGGGGCGAAGCAGCGCGAGUUCAGAAUGGGGAGAACGGAGCCAAGAAGCAACACCGGCAGCGAGUGCCAUCGAUGCCUGGGAAAAGGGCAUGCACCAGGCGACCGCCGGUUUAAAGAGUUCCAUUGUCGAGGAUGCGGCAAGACGGGACAUUUGGAGCGAGCUUGCAAGACCAAGCACCCCGACCUCCACGCCACCGCCAAGGAGCAGCAGCGGCGGCAGACUGGUGGGUCGGCGAGCCGUUCUUUUCAUUCUCGAAGCGGUCCAGAAGUGAACUUUGUGGACAAAACGGAGAGCACGACUGAAGGCCCAGUGGCUGAGUACCCAGGCGUGAGGGCAGUCUGUAAUAGGCUGGGCAGGCUACGGGUCAGAGCGAAUGAGAGGAGAGGGCCUGAUUUGGACGUGGCUCAUGCUUACAGCCAGUGGCAGUCCUGCCUGUGGAUGAGCAUCUACCUGAACCAGCUGCUCUGCAGUCCACUUCCAGAGCCAGAGUGUGCCUGGCUGUACGGUGGGACAUUUGUGCACGGUGCCGUGAAGGAGAUGAAGGGGGGCAGUACCCCAGAGGUUCUGCUGACGGGAGCCCCCUUUCCUGCACAGCUCUACAGCGCCAUCCAAGGGGCAAUGUGGCACUCUGUGGGUGCUGACUUCUUUGCCCCCUCCUCCACAAAGAAGAGAAGAGGACGGAGGCCAAAUAAGCGGGGCAGAGCCCCACGUGCCCAAGGUGUGGUGAACAGGUUCGCUCUGUUAACAUGCGAGGAUGACGAUGCUGAUGAAGAGUAG
Conger conger (European conger) is the source of this 3560-nucleotide messenger RNA. Its product is annotated as protein asteroid homolog 1-like. The coding region runs from base 57 to 3560 and encodes 1167 amino acids. Lineage: Eukaryota; Metazoa; Chordata; Actinopteri; Anguilliformes; Congridae. The record is from RefSeq and is a predicted model, not a curated record. The transcript is spliced from 10 exons. Gene Ontology annotation, molecular function: nucleic acid binding; zinc ion binding.